AUGGCAGAAGCACAACGUCAGAAGAGAGAUGAAGAAGAGGAGGACGAGGAAGAUCUUCUUGCCGCGCUCGAGGCAGAGGAAGAUGACCCCAAAUACCGCGCCAAUCGCAUAAAACAACUCCAGUCUGAACUCUCGGACACCAAAUCCAACGCUCAACAGUCCAAUACUUCUGCACAGAAUGCCGAAAAGUCGGAAGCAACUUCACUCUCCACAGGAACAGACGCAGUUGUAACGACCAUGCUCAAUAAUUCCCUUUACCCCACACUUCCAAACGACCAAUCGCUCCUAGACUUCUCUACGCAAAUACACCGCUGCAUAAUUCACUUCUUCCAUCCGGAUUUCGCACGUUGCAGCAUAAUGGAUAAACACCUUACGACACUCUCAGAAGCUCAUAAUAAGCGGGGUAAAGACGACGCACGCUUCGCUCGAGUCGACGUGCGGAACGUGCCAUUUAUAGUUGAGAAGCUGAAAAUAAGAGUCCUGCCUUGUGUUCUUGGGUUUAUUGACGGAGCCGUUGUGGAGAGAAUAACGGGAUUUGAGGGAUUGGUUGAUAUGAAUGCAUUAAUGGGGAAAAAAGGCACUACCAAAGCCAGUGGUGAAGAUUUCAAGACAAGUAUGUUGGAAUUUAGGCUUGUUCAGACUGGGCUGUUGAAGAAUGCGGUGCUGUAUGGGGAUAAUGUCGACGAUGAUGACGAUGAUGAUAGGGAUGAUGACGAAUAUAAUGAGAGAACGGGGAAGAGAAAAACCAUUCGGACGGGGAAAACGAUGAAGAGACGAGGGGACGAAGAUGAUGAAGACGAUUGGGAUUGA
Nannizzia gypsea CBS 118893 is the source of this 810-nucleotide messenger RNA. RefSeq lists its product as hypothetical. The coding region runs from base 1 to 810 and encodes 269 amino acids. Gene Ontology annotation, cellular component: cytoplasm. The record is from RefSeq and is a predicted model, not a curated record. NCBI's taxonomy places the organism in Eukaryota, Fungi, Ascomycota, Eurotiomycetes, Onygenales, Arthrodermataceae. The transcript has a single exon.